AUGUCACCGGUACUCUACCUCAUAUCCCUCCUUGGGUUGACCUCUGCCUCCGACUUAGUGGGGUGUUUUUCAUAUCCUGAGGUACUCAAAGGUCAAAUUGGAGGACUGCAACCAGGUGUAAUCCCGGUGGACUGUCUCGCCAAUUGCGUUCGCGAUGGCAAGACCUUUACAUACGAAUAUGCUCAAUAUCGCAACGGUCUCGGUUACGAUCAAUGGUGCCUCUGCUCGGAUGAUGCGCCCGACUACCGAUAUCUCAGCUCUGGACCUGACACCUGCGAUCCUGGAUUUUUUACACCUGGAGAUGUAACAGUAUCAGUACCUCUGGCACCCUUCACUUUCGAUGCGUGCUACCCCGGAAUUGGAAACCCGGACCUCGAUUACCAAAUCAAUAAUAUCUUCCAAUGCCUCUCUUCCUGUGCCUCCUACCGAUACGCGAGAUUGGCAUUUCAUGCAGAUGGUGAAGGUGGCUAUUGUCAUUGCUAUUUAAACGACGAGCUGUGGUCUGGAGAACACUACGUACCAUGCAACCGUGGUGCUUGGUAUAUAUAUCAGCAGACCAUCCAGCCCAGUUCUUUCGCUAAAAGAGGUCGGGCUGGAUUGGGUAUCAGCAAGAGCGAACAACUCUGCCCGGAUGGCCUGACUGCUUGUAAUCUCCCUUUGGUCUCAACUGAAGGGUAUGAGUGCAUCGAUAUCGAUAUUGAUCCCGAGUCGUGUGGGGGCUGUCAGUACGGCCGAUAUGAAACGGAUCUUGUUGGGGGUCAGAGCCGACCGACAUUAGGCCUAGACUGCACCAACCUCCAGAAUGCCAUCAUCAAUACCAUCUCAUGUGUACGAGGCCAAUGCAUGAUUGGCUCGUGCGAGGAUGGAUUUGAACUACACGAAGGAAUUUGUGACGUAGUAUGA
Kwoniella botswanensis is the source of this 903-nucleotide messenger RNA. RefSeq lists its product as uncharacterized. The transcript has 5 exons. The record is from RefSeq and is a predicted model, not a curated record. NCBI's taxonomy places the organism in Eukaryota, Fungi, Basidiomycota, Tremellomycetes, Tremellales, Cryptococcaceae. Bases 1 to 903 code for a protein of 300 amino acids.